Dujonia railenensis is the source of this 1917-nucleotide messenger RNA. The record is from the annotation of a GenBank genome assembly. Lineage: Eukaryota; Fungi; Ascomycota; Pichiomycetes; Serinales; Debaryomycetaceae.
AUGUUGAGGAAUUUCAGUCGAAUCUCUAGGCCCUUUUGCAUAAGACCAGGGCGCACUGUAGCGGUAGCUGCCGCUAGUACUUUCAGUAGAACGAUGAAUGUGUCUCAUGGAAUGAGAAAUCAGCCGUUUACUAUACUUACAAGAUCUUCCAAGAGAUUCAACUCAUCCUCGAGCAUAAUAACAGAAGAAGAUAAAGAAAUCUUAAAUGAGGAGCGUGCUGUAGACUACGUAGACGUCUGUAUUGUAGGGGCAGGACCAGCAGGUUUGGCCACAGCUAUUAAGUUGAAACAGCUCGACAAUGAAAGCGGAUCUGGAGAGUUGAGAGUGGUGGUUUUAGAGAAGGCAAGUGACUUCGGAUCGCACAUUGUCAGUGGUGCUGUGCUAGAACCCAGGGCAUUAAAUGAGUUGUUCCCGGACGAUAUAAACGAAGAUGGAAUCUCUUUACCAUCAGAUUUGGUAACCAAAGUCACUGAGGAUCACAUGAGCUACUUGACAGAGAGCUAUGCCUUCCCAUUGCCUGAACCUCCGCAAAUGAAGAAUGCUGGUAAGAAUUUUAUUGUCAGUCUUAAUAAUGUUGUGAAGUACCUUUCGGAGCAAGCAGAGGAACUAGGCGUGGAGCUCUACCCCGGAAUCUCUGUGGAUGGUGUGAAAUAUGAUGAAUCUGGAGAAUCUAUAACCGGUGUGUUUACAAAGGACAUGGGGGUAGACAAAUUUGGGAAGCCAAAGGGCUCUUUUGAAAGAGGUAUGGAGUUCCAGGCAAGAAUGACUGUCCUCGGAGAAGGAUGUCAUGGAUCUUUAACGAAACAAGUCAUUGCCAAGUACAAUUUACGUGAAGGUAGAGACCCACAAACGUAUGGAAUUGGUAUUAAAGAAGUAUGGGAAGUUUUGCCAGAGAACUUCGAAAAGGGAUAUGUGGGUCAUAGUAUGGGGUUCCCAUUGAGCUCUGAUGUAUACGGAGGUGGCUUCAUGUACCACUUUGGAGAUGGUUUAGUUGCGGUUGGAAUUGUGGUUGGUUUAGAUUAUGCUAAUCCAUACGUAUCUCCAUACCAAGAAUUCCAAAAGAUGAAAACUCAUCCGUACUACAAAAACUACUUGGAAGGUGGUAAGUGCGUUUCCUAUGCAGCCAGAGCAUUGAAUGAAGGUGGACUUCAAUCUAUUCCGCAACUUUACUUCCCAGGAGGUGUAAUAGUAGGCUGUUCCGCUGGGUUUAUGAACGUUCCCAAGAUCAAGGGUACCCAUACAGCCAUUAAGUCUGGUAUAAUAGCAGCAGAAUCAAUUUUCGAAGAAAUUAAAGAAUUAGAACCAUACAGCGAAGAGCUGGUUGAAGAAGAAGGAUCGAGCGAUGCAAUUACUUUAAGAUCUUACGAAGAAGCAUUUAAUAAGUCUUGGGCCCAUGAUGAGUUGAACCAGGUAAGAAAUGUGCGUCCAUCUUUCAACAAUGGAUUCUUAUUCGGAUUGGCACAUUCUGGACUCUCAACGUUUGUAACGAAGGGAGCUGAACCAUGGACCUUUUCACACCCACAUACUGACGCUGCAGCUACUCAACCAGCUUCCAAAUUCAAACCAAUAGAGUACCCUAAACCUGAUGGUAAAUUAACAUUCGAUUUACUUACAUCUGUUUCAAGGACUGGUACCUACCACGAUGAAGAUGAAAAAUGCCAUUUAAGAAUCCCCAAUCAAGAUUAUCGUGAACACACGGAAAUUUCUUAUCCAAAGUACAAGGGAAUCGAGCAAAAGUUCUGUCCCGCUGGAGUAUAUGAAUACGUGGAAGAUGAGUCUGAACCUUUAGGAGUAAGAUUCCAAAUCAACAGUCAGAACUGUAUACAUUGUAAGACCUGUGACAUCAAAGUUCCAACCCAAGACAUCACAUGGACCGUGCCAGAGGGUGGUGAUGGUCCAAAAUACUACAUGACAUAG